Messenger RNA from Aspergillus pseudonomiae, 843 nucleotides. RefSeq names its product putative methyltransferase. Gene Ontology annotation, molecular function: oxidoreductase activity. The transcript has a single exon. The coding region runs from base 1 to 843 and encodes 280 amino acids. The record is from RefSeq and is a predicted model, not a curated record. NCBI's taxonomy places the organism in Eukaryota, Fungi, Ascomycota, Eurotiomycetes, Eurotiales, Aspergillaceae.
AUGUUCUCACAAGCAAACAACCCACGAGUACCACGCGGGCCAGUCGAGGCUGAGAUAGUAUUUUUUGAAGACCCCGCUGAUGGCUCCGCACCCUUCAAUUACGUGGAGGAGCCACCGGAGGGACAGCCCCAGCGGAACUACAGUGAUGUCUCACAUAAAGUUCAAAUUGCCGAUAUCCGAGGGCAAGAAGAUCAGUUCACUUUAGACCACGACGCAUUUCAAGUUCUACAAGGCAUCCCUUCGAAAACUACAUACGAGACGUUCAAUUCCGACGAUGCUGUGAAACAGUUAUAUUACCCCGAGGUGGAAAAGCUACUCCUGGACAAGAUUCCCGGGGCCCACAAAAUCAUCAUAUUUGACCACACCAUCCGACGAGCCGAUCCCAACGCGUCACGCCAACCCGUCCAGCGAGCACAUGGGGACCAGACUAGAUGGUCCGCAGCCCAGCGAGUCCGUCGACAUGUUACUGACCCAGAAGAAGCCGAAAAGCUGCUUCAGGGGCGGUAUCGUAUUAUCAACGUCUGGAGGCCAAUAAAUGGCGCGGUUGAAUCGUUCCCCCUGGCUUUUGCCAAAGCUGCGUCUUUGGGCGACACGGAUUUCGCCAAGAUUGAACAUCGCUAUCCUCACUUUAGUGGCGAGAUUAUGGGCGUGAGAUACAAUCCAAAUGCAGAGUGGAAGUAUCUUUCCGGGGUGGACGAUAAUGAAAGACUGCUUCUAAAGUGCUCGGAUACGGAGGAGGGCAUGGCAGAACGUGUACCUCACACUGCCUUCGUGGAUCCUCGCACGGCCCCCGAUGCCAAGGGGAGGGAAAGUAUUGAAGUGAGGACCAUCGUAUUUGGAUAG